Messenger RNA from Galdieria sulphuraria, 1302 nucleotides. Its product is annotated as zinc finger (C3HC4-type RING finger) family protein. The record is from RefSeq and is a predicted model, not a curated record. Gene Ontology annotation, biological process: ubiquitin-dependent protein catabolic process. Gene Ontology annotation, molecular function: ubiquitin protein ligase activity. The transcript has 2 exons. The coding region runs from base 126 to 911 and encodes 261 amino acids. Lineage: Eukaryota; Rhodophyta; Bangiophyceae; Galdieriales; Galdieriaceae.
ACGCCCUAUUCCAAAAUCCUCAUCAUUUCGACAAACUGUUUCUCAUCCAAAGAUGAAAUGGGAAAGGAUGAGAACAUAAAGAGAUAUUUGGGUGGCGCAGUUUCGGAGAUAGCAUCAGCAACCAUAUGGAGAUAGCAGUGAUAAUAACGCUAAGUAUUUAUCUCUUUAUCAUGUUUAGUAUUUGCUCUGCUUCCGUUCUUCUAAAGAGAGGUCGAAGAGGUCUUAUUUUAGAGAACCGGUUUCCUCCUCCUUCCAGACAAGGAGCUUACAACUCUUUAGGAAUGCCUUCAACAACCGUUUUUGGCUUCCUUCCCUCGCAUUCUUCAAAACUUGAUGAGGUAGCUCCAGAAUUGGCUUAUGGAGAUAAACACUCUUUUUAUAAAGUUCGACCACAGUUGAGAGAGUUGUUCAAGUAUUGCAAAGGUGUAGCACCUACUCAGGAUGCAUCGGUUUGUAAGUAUGCAGAUAUAGAGAAUGCAAUCUCGCUAUCUACCACCAGUUGUUGUUCAACCUCACCGGAAGAGACCAAGUUACACUUGGAGGAAGAGGAAGUAAUUGUGGAAGCUCAAAAAAAGCCUUCACAAAGGAUGGUCGAGAACAAUGGAAGGAAUAUUUUGGAACGGACAUUAUUUGCAGUGUAUUUAAAAGGAAAGGAUGAAGAAGCUGAAUGGUUAUUUGACCAAAUAUUGAGGGAUCAUAAUAUUUGUGUUAUAUGUUUAGACGAUUUCGAAGUUAACUGUUCUAUACGAAUGCUUCAUUGUGCGCAUUUUUUCCAUAGCAACUGUCUUCGUCAAUGGCUUUCUAAAUCUACGCAAUGUCCGUUAUGUAAGGAUAGUGUUUAUCUGCUGCAGAAUGUGGAAGAGACAAACAGAGCUAUUCCAUAUCGUAUAGACAAUAACAGCAGCCAAUGAGGAGACUGCAGUCAUGCGAAUUUAACUUACAAACGACAGAUUUGGAGGAACUAUCUUUGCAUACCUUCAGAUGUUGUGCAUUAAAAAAUGAGAAAUGACGCUACGAUCAACCCUUUGAGAGUUGUUAUAACAAAACGAAACGAAUCAUUUGUAUACGUAACUUAUCACUUUCGACAAGUGUUAGAUAUACCUCAUUAAAGAUAAUUGUCAAGACGUUUGUUGUCAAUGGAAAAGAUAUUUUUCAUUCAUUGCUCAUGUUCAAAUACUGCAAGUCUUUUCAAAAUGCAAACCUGUUAACAACUAUCCAUCAUCUAUUCAAAGAAAAUUUCUUCGUCGUUCCCAACUGGAACGAAAGUCGUUUGUGACGAAUAAUAAAGACAAGUUACAAGGA